Molecule: messenger RNA, 3312 nt
Organism: Leishmania braziliensis MHOM/BR/75/M2904
Lineage: Eukaryota; Euglenozoa; Kinetoplastea; Trypanosomatida; Trypanosomatidae
Exons: 1
Coding region: 1-3312 (1103 amino acids)
Source: RefSeq, a predicted model, not a curated record
AUGUACCAACAGCAGCAGGGCGCGGCAUACGCUGUCGAUGGCGCAGCGAAGCUGAAGGGUCCGGGCAUGUGCACUGGCGGCGGCGCCGGUGCUAUGAACGCCAGCUUUGGCGGCGGUGCCUACUGCAGCGGCUACAACGGUGCCGCUGCGUUUGACGGUGGCCGAAUGUACGGCGCUGGUCAGAGCAGCAUGUAUGGCAGUGGCAGCAUGUACGGCCAGCCCGGUCCAGGGUCGAUGAUGGGUGAUAUGAAUGGGGAGAUCAUUGUCACGAAGCUCUUCUCCAGCCGGCGAGACCUCGACCGCCUUGCCUCUGCGCAGGACUUCUCACGUCGAUUUGACUCCAACUGGGGAAGUUACUGCCUUGCCGGCGCGAACGGCUACGGCGUGAACAGCGCGGCUGGCGGUUCCCUCAUAGACCUCAGUGAGAGGCUUAGCGGAUCAUCCAUGAACAACUGCGGAAUGGGGGCCAUUGGCAUGGGUCCGGACGGCACCGACGGCCGCGGCGUCGACAAGAAGAUGGCGUCAGCGGAGGAGAAGUCCACCGUGCAGAAGGAGGCAGCAGGUGAGCGGGGCAAGUUCUCUCUCAACCGCCGACAAAGUGGCGUGGCGACGACGGAUGCGUCUAAGCCGUCUUCCAAGCCGAUGCAAAGCGCAAUGAAGCCGAACAGCACUGCGGAUCAAAACGGCAGUGUGCAGCCCGCCUCAAGCCAGUCGGCAACCGAAGCAAUUGCCAAGAGCGAUGAGAGCAAAGACACGUCCGUCGGUCCGGCUGACAAGAAGCCCAAGCUCAGCACGCAGCAGGCGACCGAAAGGAAACCGCUGCCGGCGAGUACCAAUGUCCGCGGCAUGGCGGCUCCACAGAUGGCGAAAGAGUGUGCAGGUGCAGGUGCGAAGAGAAUCAGUGCGCGGGAAACGAAGCCGCACACCGCUGAGCCAAUUGAUGAUAUUCCACUCCUGGUCGAGGACGUUCGACCGAAGCUGAAUACGGCUGACCCCAAGGCGGAGCCGGAGCGACCGACGCCGAAGCAGGCGCCGGCCACCUCGAAGGCGCCGACGUCAACGCCGGCUGAGGUGCCAAACGAGGCUCUCGAGGCCGCCCAUGCCGUGGAUGUCGGCUCGGCUACCAUCGGAGCAAAAAGCUCCACCGCUAACGGCGAGGGCCGCCACGCACGCCCACGCAGCCGCCCGCCAACGCGUCCCGUCAGUCGUCUCACUUCGAUGAGUGUUGUGGACUUUCCAGAGGCGGAGGAGGUGAAUGAUGAGAUGGUUCACGGCGGCCUCCACGACCCGGAGAAGGAAGCAAAAGAGGCGGCUUUCCGUGCCGAGGAGCGCCGCGAGCGUGAGGCCGCCGCCCGUGCGGCGCGCGAUGAGCGCCAGCGUCAGCGCCAACUGAUAGAAGAUGCGCAGAAACAGCGCGAGGAAGAGGCGCGGAGAAGGCGGCAGCAGAAGGAGGAGGAGGCGCGCAAGCGGAAGGAUACGCUGGCGAAGAUGGACGAGGCGCAAAAGCGCGAGCGAGACGCCGCCAUAUCCGCGCGCGGGCGCCAGCACGAAGAAGAGAAGCGCCGCUUUGAGGAUAUGAAGCGCGCCGAGGAUGAGAAAGAGGCUUCCCGUGCCGCUGCCCUGAUAGCCGAGCGACAGAGCCACUCUGAAGCGCAGAAGGAGGCGCAGAAGCCGGCGCGCAGCGCUUCACGCCAGUCCAGUCGACGCCCUAACAGUCGCCCUGCCUCGCGGCUGCGUGGUGCAAUCCCUGAGCAGCCACCGGAUUUGGUGGCUGGGCAGAUGAAGGACACACUAGUGGACGAGGCGCUGGGCAAGCCGAUGCACCCCUACAACGAGGGUCGUGAUUCUCAUGCCUCGCAAGCGCAACAUCCGGCCCACACCAGUCGCAAGGCAGAGCCUCUGGCGGAGAGGCGGUGCGUAUCUGUGUCGCCGGGGGAUACGAAGCGCGCGCCACCGACCCCGCCCAGAAUCCGGACAGAAGAUGCCGCUCGAUCGCAGCGCUCUCAGUCGCCGCCGCCGAAUGUGGCCCUCCAUCCGGAGCAGCCGCAGAAACAGUCGACAGCGGCAGACGUAGUGGUGGGAGAGGUGCCAAGCAACGACGCCUCGCCUGCAUCACCAAGCUCGAACCUGACACCGCAGUCGCAGCUGUCCAAGAACUCGCGUCACUCUCAGCCGAAGGAGGAUAAGUCGUCAUUGUCAGCGAGCAAGAGCGGCGCCACACGCCACGCAAACAUGGUCAAGACACUGGUGCUCGUGGAGGAAGUGCGAGACAGCAACCACGCCUUGACAGUGACAGACAACUCUGUCAGCUACAAAGGGCAGACCAUUGAGGUGACAGAAGUGAAGACGCGCCAAGAGGACAAUUUCAACUACCACUCCAGCGUCGUCCACGACGUCCGCGAGGCGGUGUGCAGUGGCUACAAUGCGGCGGUGCUCGCUGUGGAUGCUCCAAACACCGCCGGCCGCUUCGACUCACCUGUCUGGUCUAUCCUCAACCGCAUUGUCCGCACACUACUGCACGAGAACAGCAACGGCGCCGGUGAGCUGCGCCCCGACUUUGAGCUGACGUGCGCCAUGGGGUACCUCUUCAAGGACAAGGUGAAGGACCUGCUGCCAGGCACGGGGCUGGAGGCGCCCUUCACAAAGAUCGGCGUGAACCCGUCGCCCAUCUACGGUCCGCGUCUGACAAACCUUACCUACGAGGCCGUCACCGACUCCGCCGCGUUCGAGGAUGUCCUCACCACUACGCUCUCGCGUGCCUCAGAGGACGCGACGGUGCAGAGUCUGGCGGAGGGUGUCGUGGCCGCCUUUGUGCUCAUCAUGCAGACCCGCGAGACCGACGGCAAGCCGGACGUCUAUCUUUCAUCCCUCGUAGUGGCCACAGCCGGUGCCGACACCUUUCCAUACCAGUCUGCCAUCUCACACACUCGCAACGAGUACGCGACGGUGUUCCACCUGGUCCUCGGUGGUCCCAGCUGUACGUGCUUCAUGCUGAACAUCGCUGACGACGACGAUGCCACCCGCAAGCCAGGUGAGUCAGAGGGCUCUGUGCAGGAGGGGAUUGAGCGUGUGCUAGCACUGCUGCAGAGCAUGGCCACGCUGCAGAACUACGACUUGCGCAGCGGCUCCGUGAAGCGCUUCAUUAAGUACGUUGAGUUGUCCCGCACAAACGCGCAGGCGCGGCUAGAAAAGGAAGAGGAUGAAGUGCAGUGCCGCAAGGUGGAGCGCUACCUCCGUGAGCAGGAGCGUCUUCUGCAGGACGCCUACCGCCUGCUGCAAGAUGCGAACAUCAGCUGUGGCGAGGGUGCCUAA